Drosophila elegans is the source of this 1607-nucleotide messenger RNA. RefSeq lists its product as uncharacterized. The transcript is spliced from 2 exons. Gene Ontology annotation, molecular function: calcium ion binding. Gene Ontology annotation, biological process: negative regulation of protein sumoylation. The record is from RefSeq and is a predicted model, not a curated record. The coding region runs from base 107 to 1417 and encodes 436 amino acids. NCBI's taxonomy places the organism in Eukaryota, Metazoa, Arthropoda, Insecta, Diptera, Drosophilidae.
GAACUUUUCGCGCUGUUUCUGUAUAAAUAGUGUCGUUGGGUCUGGUUUGGAAACAGAAUCAACUUUGGAUUAAUCUAGCAGACAUCGUCUUGGAUCUUCUGGAAAAAUGAAAUUCUUUGUCAUUGCCUUUGCUGUGAUCGCAGCUGCCUCGGCAGCCUCCAUUGCCACGGAUUACCUGCCGCCGGUGGACAACAAUCUGGAGGCCUCUUCCGACAUUGUGGAAGUGCCCGCCGAACAGGGAGUUCUCUCCGACGAUGGAUACCGCUACAAGACCGUGCGCCGCCUGAAACUCCGCCACCGUCGCGAUGUGAGCGAACUGCCCUCCGGCGAGUACCUGCCCCCAGUUGAGGAAGCUGCCUCCGAGGCUGUUGCCGUGGAGACUCCUCUGGCCGAUGAUGGUUACCGCUACAAGACUGUGCGCCGUGUGAUCCGCCGCCGUCGUGAUGUGAAUGAGCUGCCCUCCGGUGAAUACCUGCCCCCAGUUGAGGAAGCUGCCUCUGAGGCUGUUGCUGUGGAGACUCCCCUGGCUGCUGAUGGCUACCGCUACAAGACCGUCCGUCGUGUGAUCCGUCGUCGUCGUGAUGUCAACGAACUGUCCGCCGAAUACCUGCCCCCCGUGGAGGAGGCCGCUUCCGAGGCUGUGGCUGUUGAGACUCCCCUUGCCGAUGAUGGUUAUCGUUACAAGACCGUGCGCCGUGUGAUCCGUCGUCGUCGUGAUGUGAAUGAGUUGCCCUCCGGCGAGUACCUGCCCCCCGUGGAGGAGGCCGCCUCUGAAGCUGUUGCCGUGGAGACUCCCCUGGCUGCUGAUGGCUACCGCUACAAGACUGUCCGUCGUGUGAUCCGCCGCCGUCGUGAUGUCAACGAGCUGCCCUCUGCUGAAUACCUGCCCCCAGUUGAGGAUGCUGCUUCCGAGGCUGUUGCUGUGGAGACUCCCCUUGCCGAUGAUGGUUACCGCUACAAGACUGUCCGUCGUGUCAUCCGCCGCCGUCGUGAUGUGAAUGAGCUGUCCGCCGAAUACCUGCCCCCCGUGGAGGAGGCCGCUUCCGAGGCUGUCGCCGUGGAGACUCCCCUGGCUGAUGAUGGCUACCGCUACAAGACCGUGCGCCGAGUGAUCCGUCGUCGUCGUGAUGUCAACGAACUGCCCUCCGCCGAAUACCUGCCCCCAGUUGAGGAUGCCGCUUCCGAGGCUGUCGCCGUGGAGACUCCCCUGGCUGAAGAUGGCUACCGCUACAAGACCGUUCGUCGUGUGAUCCGUCGUCGUCGUGAUGUGAAUGAGCUGCCCACCGCUGAGUAUCUGCCCCCCGUGGAGGAGGCCGCCGCCUCCGCCAUCAUCGAUGUGCCCGCCGAGCAGACCGUGCUGGCCAGCGAUGGCUACCGCUACAAGACCGUGCGCCGCCUGAAGCUCCGUCGCCACUAAGAAGCCGAUUGAGACCAUUCCCACCGCCACAUUUGAGAUUGUCGGGGAUGCUUUUCCAGAAGAAGUCCUGCCUGCGAUCGUCUCACGAUGAAACUAACCAUAAGUCGAGCGUAUUAGUCAAUUUGAAUCCGUUAUGAACAACCCGAGUACAAACCCGAAUUAACAAUAAUAAACAUUUUUAAAACAAAAA